ACCUACACCCGUUGACAUUGAUGUGAACAUGACGUUUAAACAAUUGUCAACAAUUAGUAUGGUGGAUUUCUUCUAAAUUAGUGAGAAAAAACACAAUAAAGUCGAGCUGGAUUGACGAAAAACCGUACGGAUGUGAAAGCAGAACCUGUGAAACUAGUGCCAGCUCUAAGAGACAUUGGACGAUUUCUAAAAGUGCGUGUGUUUGAUUAUAUGUGAAGAUUGCCCAAUGAAUCGCCUACUGUCCUAUUUUACUUUUGGUGUUUUCCGUUAAUUGGACUAUUUUGCUCGAUUUAAUUCACUGGGAGUUUGCAGAAUUCAUUCCCAAUGGACAAGGAGCGAGAGCUGUUGAUUCACGUGUCGUCUGAUGAAUGCGGAGGAAGCGGUGGCGAGCCAGAUAGUGACGAAGACGUCGUCACUGACUAUCACGCCGAUUUCGACGCAGUCGCUGGCGACUCCAGGAUGUUGCCGGCAGCAGCCCCUCGACCGCCGGCGGGCCCCCUUCCCACAAUCAGUGUCACCCCGCAUUCCCCAGCGGCCGCCCCCCGAACCUACGCCGUCUUGGAAGACAGUCUUCAACAAGUUCGAGAACUACACGAAUCCGUACAGCUUAUGAGGAACGCGACAGCUUCAAGUACUGGUUUUUCGCAUAACUCAAGAGAAUUCGCUGCGUUUACGCUCAAUCCGCUGCUGGCUCAAGUGGCUCGAUUGAGCGCCAGUUGCCCAGCUCUGAACGAAGCCGGCCAGGAACCCGAUGCAUUUGGCGGCUCUUUAGGUUCUUCGCCUUUGCAUCAACCGCCAAGCCGGAAAGGAAGCGGAGCUCAAGACUGGCUGGUUCAACCAGAAACUCAAAGGAGAAAAUCAUGGACUGCCCUGGAAGACUUAUCGAAUACCGGAAAGAUGAAGCAUGCACGGCAAAGGAGUAUAUCACUAAGUUCAAUGGAAUCAGAAGCAGACGAGUCAUCGUUGAUCGACAACGUUGAUGGGAGUACAGUGAGACUGUUGGGGCCGGACGCUCCGAUCAUCAUCAGACACAGAGCCAGAGUUUCCACAGGGGGCGCCAGCACUCAUUCCCUCAAUGAAGCCGAUCUGCAAAAUGACUUCAAUAAAAUCAAAGCCAAGAGGGAGGCUGAACAUAUCAGACUGUUGCCUCAAAGGCUGCCUCUGCAAAAGUCGGUUUCCACGCCCUCUAUAAUCGCCGUUAGGGAGCUGGCGCCUGAACCGGUCCUUGUUGGAGUCCCACCCACAUUACCCUUGGGCAGACCGAGCGGAACAGAGAGCGAAACCGAAGAAGAGGGCAGCAGAUCUGGACAUAUGCCUCAUUAUGACGUUCACUACAAGCAGCAUCUACAUGAUAUUCCGUACGAUCGUCAUUCGGAGAAAAGGCGAAAAAGAGGAAGCUUAUUCUUCAGGAAAAAAAAAGAUAAAACCAAGAAGGCUUCAACCCACCAGUGGGUUUCGGCCUGCUAUGGUUCUUCGCACAUUUGCGACGUUUGUGCCAAACAUUUGAGCAAUAAGCCUGCUCUAUACUGCGAAAUUUGCGGCACGACUGUGCAUCAAAACACCUGCAAGGACAACAUACUCGAAUGCGUUAGCGUGAAGAUCAAAGGCGCCAAAAGUACCAGCAAACUGAGCGGAUUUGGGGUGCCGUUGUCUUCAGCGAAGAAUCUCAGCUCCAAGCGGGGCUCGGGCUCGGUGCCAAAUCCUGUUAGUAGCUCGACAAGCCAAAUUCUUUGCGAUGAUAAAGAUAGCGAUUCGCAUCAUGGACAUCACGACCCCACAAAUUUUGCUGACGAUUUGGCGUUGGUUCAUUCGGAAUUCCUUUCCGACACAAGCGUGACCGCUUCGGAUUUGUGCUCUGACCUCAGUCUGAGGCUGCACGAAUCGGAACCCGAAACGUGGACACCGCAUGUGGGCAAAGAAGUGUCCCGCAAGCUGAAAGAGAAGGAGGUGAAACGCCAAGAGCACAUUUACGAGUUUAUUUUGACCGAAAAGCAUCAUUGCAUGACUUUGCUGGUGAUGCAAAAGAUUUUCGUUGACGGUUUGCAAAAGUACUUCAACCUUGGCCCGAAUUUGGAAAGGAUGUUUCCCCGACUAGCGGAUCUGACCGAAUUGCACCUGGAGCUGCUUUCGAGACUACGCCAGCGCCAAAGAGAAAGUCCAGUGGUCAGUUCCAUAGCGGACAUUUUGCUGGAACAAUUCUCAAAAGAGCACGCCGUCAAGCUCAAGUCUGCUUACGGUGAAUUUUGUAGCCGACACAGAGACGCGGUGGAAAUCUACAAAUAUUACGCGCAACAGGACGGGCGUUUCGGCGAAUUCGUUAAACAUUGCCAAACGAAUCCGCUGCUGAAGAAGAAAGGCAUACCAGAGUGCAUACUGUUCGUUACCCAAAGACUCACCAAAUAUCCCCUAUUGAUAGAACCGUUGAUAAAGACUAGCAAAGAUAACAAACAGGAGCAGGAGACUCUGCAGAAGGCGCUUUCCUUGGUGAAGGAGAUUUUAGUGGAAGUGGACGCCCAAGUGGCCGAGAAGGAGAAAGAGGACAGAAAGCUAGAUAUUUACCAUAGAAUCGACGCGAAGUCGUUUACGAUCCAUCGAGGCCACAAGUUUAAAAAGUCGGACAUUCUGCAAGGAAAUCGGUCGCUUAAAUUCGAAGGAGUGGCCAUGUUGAUGCAGGGGCGUGGCAAGAUGCAGGUGGUCUUGGUGAUUGUGCUUACGGAUGUUUUAUUUUUCCUGCAGGAAAAUUCCACCAAGUACAGCUUUUUCACUCCAGACAACAAGGCUGGCGUGGUUUCGUUACAGAAACUGCUUGUCAGAGAAAAGGCCGGUCAAGAUUCCAGAGGAAUUUAUCUAAUCUCAUCGAAUCCAGCCGAUCCGGAGAUGUUUGAGCUGAAAGUGCACAAGCCCAAAGACAAACAAGUCUGGAUACAUGCAAUCAGGGAAGCGGUUCAAAACUGCCCAGAAGAGGAGGAAGAUCCUUCCACAUUGAGCGCAGAGGAUAGACAGGGUCUUCUAAAUGCCAAGCAGCACCAAGUGAGAAAUCUCAUCGAAGCAGACGCGGACAUCGAAGCUUUAUUGAGGCAAAACGACAUAGAACAGGCGCUGCUAUUGGAGGAAAAAAUGUCGCUGCAACUGAAGCUGUUGGCUGCCUCCGGUUUGGAGCCUCCAUCACCGCCUGCGUACAGGCAUUUGGUCAGCGAGAGCGCCGAUACUGGCCAGAUGUGGAAAGAAGUGCUGACUGCGGUGCAGGUAACUUUUAUUUUAUAA
Dendroctonus ponderosae (mountain pine beetle) is the source of this 3264-nucleotide messenger RNA. RefSeq names its product rho guanine nucleotide exchange factor 28. Bases 325 to 3264 code for a protein of 979 amino acids. Gene Ontology annotation, biological process: regulation of Rho protein signal transduction. The record is from RefSeq and is a predicted model, not a curated record. NCBI's taxonomy places the organism in Eukaryota, Metazoa, Arthropoda, Insecta, Coleoptera, Curculionidae. Gene Ontology annotation, molecular function: guanyl-nucleotide exchange factor activity. The transcript is spliced from 19 exons.